AUGGAAAAGACUCAAGUUCUGUUGGUGGGCGCCGCUGGUGAAACGGGCGGUUCAAUCGCCAACGGUCUGGUUCAAGAUGGCUCCUUCGAAGUUCACGCCCUUGUCCGUCCCGCUUCCGUACACAAGCCCGCCGUCAUCAAAUUGCAAGAACGAGGCAUUCACAUCCGCAAAGGUGACCUGAAGCAGCCCGAAGAGCAGCUGAUUGAGUUACUCGCCGAAAUCGAUGUCGUCAUUAGCUGCGUCGGCCCCGCCGAGCAGCAGGAUCAGAUUCCCCUUGCAAAAGCUGCAAAGAAGUGUGGCGUGAAGCGGUUCAUUCCCUGUGGUUUCAUUACUGUCGCUCCGCCGGGUGGAGUCAUGUGGCUGCGCGAUGAGAAAGAAAUUGUCUACAACCAGAUUCGCCAGCUGUGGCUUCCUUACACAAUCGUGGAUGUCGGCUGGUGGUAUCAGCUCUCCUACCCGCGUCUGCCCUCCGGCCGCGUUGACUAUGCUAUGACCUCUGGUAACGAUGAGAUCAUCGGCAAUGGCAAUAAACCCACCGCGUUGACCGACCUGCGCGAUAUUGGCCAUUACAUGGCUCUUAUCAUCAAGGACCCUCGCACUCUGAACAAGAAGAUUCUCGCCUACAACCAGGUCUCGACUCAAAAUGAGAUCUACAAUCUGAUGGAGGAAGUCAGCGAGGAGAAAAUCGAUCGCAAUUAUGUCUCCGAAGAAACCAUCUGUAGCCGUGUCCUCGCGGCCCGACAGGCAAGCGAGACGUACCCAUUCGACCCGAUCAAGUUUGUUCCUCGUUACCUGGCCGAGUAUCAAUACUCCUGGGGUAUUCGCGGCGACAAUGAUCCCGAGUACGCUCGCUACCUCGGCUACUAUCUGACUCCGGAGCUCUACCCCGAUUUCAAGCCAUGCGACUUCCGUCAAUAUCUGGAGUCGGUUGUGCGCGGAACCGCCAAGGGUGUCUACACGGAUCGCAUUGUCUCUCGCAAGCAUCAGCGCCACUUCCCUCGAACCGAGUCCAGCGAUUCCCUUUACGCUCGCAUCUUUCCUCGCACCGAAUCCAGCGACUCGCUCAUGUCACGCUAA
Molecule: messenger RNA, 1077 nt
Organism: Penicillium diatomitis
Lineage: Eukaryota; Fungi; Ascomycota; Eurotiomycetes; Eurotiales; Aspergillaceae
Product: aromatic alcohol reductase
Exons: 4
Coding region: 1-1077 (358 amino acids)
Molecular function (GO): oxidoreductase activity
Source: RefSeq, a predicted model, not a curated record